AUGAAGUACAACCUUGUAUUGGCCGCGUUGGCAGCCGGUCUGAGCACCGCCGCCGACUGCCCGGCCUAUGAGCAAUACGCCCGCCAGCGGCACGAGCCCUUUUCGUGCGGCAAGUACAAGUUUCCGUACCAGCGCCCCGCGAAGGAGUGCCGCUCGUACGUGGUGCCCGAGGUCGAGCGUGUCAUCAAGGACAUGAAGGCAAAAGUGCACGACCCGGACCUGUACCGGCUCUUCCUCAACACAUGGCCCAACACGGUGGACACGACGGUGCUCUGGCGCGGGACGUCGGCCGACAACCCCGAAGAAGAGCUCGCGUUUGUCAUUACCGGUGACAUCAACGCCAUGUGGCUCCGCGACAGCGCCAACCAGCUGCAGUCGUACAAGCCCAUCCUCAACGACACGUCCGCCGGCAACGACACCAACACCGUCGCCGCGCUCUUCCGCGGCGUCAUCAACCUGCAGGCGCGGUAUCUGCGCAAGAACCCCUACUGCAACUCCUUCCAGCCGCCCGCCGAGUCCAAGAUCCCGCCCAUCCAGCACCGGCGGAAGCGCUCCUCCACCAGCCCCGAAGGCCACCGCCUGAACAACCUCGGUCGCCGGGACACGGUCUCGCCGCCCUACGACCCCAACGAGGUCUGGGAGUGCAAGUACGAGCUCGACUCCAUCGCCGCCUUCUUCCAGCUCUCGCACGACUACUUCUCCGCGACCGGCGACGCCGCCUUUUUCGGCAAGUUUGCCUGGCGCGAGACCGUGUCCGCGCUGCUCGACACGGCGCGCGGCCUCAUGGUCGGCACCUACGCCGACGACGGGCGCGUCAACCCCUCGCCGUACACCUGGUUCCGCGACGCCACCACGGCGACCGAGGUCGUCUCCAACAACGGCAAGGGCAACCCCGUCGAGGACCGCAUCGGCAUGGUGCGCAGCUUCUUCCGCCCGUCCGACGACUCCACCAUCUACCAGUACUUUGUGCCGGCGAAUAUGAUGUUUGCGCAGAACCUCAAGAACUGCGCCGUCAUCAUGGAGAGCGUGGAUGCCAAGCUCGCCAAGGACAUGGAGGACAUGGCCGCGGGCAUCAGAAAGGCAAUCGACGACUAUGCAGUCGUAAAGCACCCCAAAUAUGGCGAGAUUUACGCUUACGAGGUGGAUGGCUUUGGCUCCGUCAAUUUCAUGGACGACGCCAACAUCCCCUCCCUGCUCAGCAUCCCGCAUCUCGGCUACGAGGCCAACGACAAUGCCAUCUACAAGCGCACUCGCGACUUCGUCCUCAGCCGCUCCAACCCGUACUUUAGCACGGGGCCCGUCCUCAACUCGACCGGCGGGCCGCACCUGGGCCCCGGCAUGGCCUGGCCGAUGGGCGUCAUCAUGCGCAUCAUGACGAGCGACGACGACGACGAGAUUGCUGGCAGCCUGAAGAUGCUCAUGGGCGCCACCAGCGGCCUGGGCCUGAUUCACGAGUCCGUCAAUACCUUUGACGACACCAACUGGAGCCGUUCAUGGUUCGCCUGGGCAAACGGCCUCUUUGGCCAGAUGCUCAUCGAUCUCGCGGACAGAAAGCCCAAGAUUCUACAACGUAGCUUCCAAGACUAA
Molecule: messenger RNA, 1587 nt
Organism: Akanthomyces muscarius
Lineage: Eukaryota; Fungi; Ascomycota; Sordariomycetes; Hypocreales; Cordycipitaceae
Exons: 4
Coding region: 1-1587 (528 amino acids)
Biological process (GO): carbohydrate metabolic process
Source: RefSeq, a predicted model, not a curated record